AAUAAUCAUCUAUUUAGAUGGAUUCCAAAUUUUUGGAUUAAAAACAAAAAAGAAAAUCCCAAGUUACUGUUUUUCCCGAGGGAUUUGUUGUACAGUAUGUUCCUCAUGCUAAGCAUUCGGAGUGGGUAUUCCUUCCAUGUAUAUUGCAUCAAUUUCUCGUGUCUUUGGAAGCGAAAAUCUGUAUUUCUUAAAGUACUUUUUGGGGCAUUUAGUUUUAUUUAGCCUUCAAUUGUCUGAGCUGAGAUACCCCUUUUGUAGGGAUUUUAAGAUUAUUUUAUGUGUUUUAACCCAUAAAACUCUUUUUUUCCCUCUUUUUCUUCUCUCUUUUCCCUAUUUCUUUUUCAUUAGAUGAUAUUUUUCUUUUCUUUUCUUUUUUUUCCUUUUUCUUUUUCAGUUUCGUUCAUAUCAGUCAAUAGUAGGGGCCCAUCUUAGUAUAUUUUCCUUGUUCAUUCCUUUCUUCUUAGAAUGACCCACUCAAACAGUAGUGUAUCUAACUGCAUGCAUAUUUCAAUUACUCUUCUAUUUCAUGUCACUGAAUUUGAUUUUUCAAUUUUUGAACAUUUUUUAGCAUUCAAUUAUGUUCUAAUUUUCAUAGAUUAAUCCUUUCUAUAUCAUGUGGUUUUACCUGGCUUUUUAAGCUUUUGUCCUUCCAAACUGUACUAUCUCAGUGGCAACAUUCAAUAUUGUGUUCCGGGACUUAUCGAGUCCACUCAACUUGCUCCAGUGUGCCGGGACUCAUCGAGUCCACUGGAUAUGCAGCAGCAAGGCAUAGUUCACUGCUCUUUGCCUUUUCAUGUUUGGUUUUGUGGUUUAUGAGGCAUGGAGCUCAUUGAAUUUUGUAUACAUGUGCAUUUAUAUAUAUUUUUCUUUUAUUUCUGAAUCUAAAGACAGGCUCGGUCCCAAUUUAGAUUAGCAAUCCAGAUCAGGAAUUGCUGGGUUGUGAAAUAUUGUUCUCUGUACAUACAUAUUUAUGUAUGUCUCGUUCCUCAAGAGAUUCAAGCCCAAGAUAUAUAAUUAUGAAUAUGUAUGAUCUUUUUUUCUUUUUUCUUUUUUUUUAAUGCAUGUUAUACAAAUCAAACAUAAGACUUGCAUUCUGAUGUCUUUCUUCCAGGUUCUUUCUCCACACAAAGAGCAGUUUAAAGACCUUGUAAUUGAAGGUGAAAGACCAGAGAAUAAGUUCAAUUGCACAGCAAUCAUGAGUGAUCCUGCUAUCUACACCCAAGAUGGAACAGUGGAUCAUACUGGGAAACCUGCAAUCAAGGCCAAAACAGGAACUUGGAGAGCCUGCCCCUUCAUCCUUGGCAACGAGGGCUGCGAAAGACUGGCUUACUAUGGAAUGAGUACCAAUUUGGUGAAUUACAUGAAAUAUCGUCUACAUCAAUCAAAUGCUGUCGCUGCCAAUAAUGUCACGAACUGGACGGGAACAUGCUAUAUCAUGCCACUACUUGGAGCAUUUGUGGCCGAUGCUUUCUUGGGUCGAUAUAGGGUCAUUGCGGUCUUCUCUGCUAUUUAUGUUGUUCAGGGGAUGACCUUACUGACUCUAUCAGCAUCAGUUGGAGGGUUGAGGCCUACUUGCCACGAUAACCAAUGCCACGCAAACGAUGGACAAGUUGCAGUGUUCUUCAUGUCUCUGUACCUCAUUGCCUUAGGAACCGGGGGCAUCAAACCAUGUGUCUUGUCUUUUGGGGCUGACCAAUUCGAUGAUGCUGAUGAGUACGAGAAGAAGAAGAAGAGCUCUUUUUUCAAUUGGUUCUAUCUCUCUAUCAAUAUAGGGGCUCUCAUUGCUUCCUCUCUCUUGGUUUGGAUCCAAGAGAAUAUAGGUUGGGGUUGGGGUUUCGGGAUACCAACUGUGGCCAUGGCAAUCGCCAUCAUCUCUUUCUUGGCAGGAACUCGGUUGUAUAGGAACCAGAAGCCUGGAGGGAGCCCCUUAACUCGUAUUGCUCAAGUGCUUGUUGCUUCCAUAAGGAAGUCCAGAGUCCUGGUGCCGUCUGAUAAGUCUCUACUUUAUGAGACAGCUGAAGAGGAGUCAGCCAUUCCAGGGAGCCGGAAGCUGGAAUCCACCGAUGAAUUCACAUUCUUUGACAAAGCAGCUGUGGAGACCGAGGCCGACAAAAUAAAGACCCACCCAGAUCCAUGGAAGCUUUGCUCUGUAACUCAAGUUGAGGAAUGGAAAUCCAUAAUCCGAAUCCUUCCCAUUUGGGCAACUGGCAUCAUCUUCGCAACAGUUUACAGUCAAAUGUCCACCAUGUUUAUUCUUCAAGGCGACAAGAUGGACCGUCGUGUGGGCUCAUUCAAAAUCCCAGCUGCUGCUCUCUCACUUGUCGACACCCUUAGCGUUAUAUUCUGGGUUCCAGUCUAUGACCGCCUCAUUGUGCCUAUGGCCCGUCGCUUCACAGGCCAUGACCAAGGCUUCACCCAACUACAACGCAUAGGCAUAGGCCUUGUUAUAUCGAUUAUCGCCAUUGCCACGGUUGCCGUAGUGGAGAUCAAGAGGCUCGAGCAAGUUCGUAUCCAUGACGAUUAUGAUCUUGAUAGCAUCCCCAUGAGCAUAUUUUGGCAAUUGCCUCAAUAUUUCAUUAUUGGGGCAGCUGAGGUUUUCACAGUUAUUGGGCACCUUGAAUUCUUCUAUGAUCAGGCCCCUGAUGCAAUGAGGAGCAUGUGCAAUGCUCUCGCUCUCACUAUAUCUGCUCUCGGCAGCUACUCGAGCACUUUGCUCGUGAUCAUUGUGACCCAUAUCACAACUACGAAUGGCAAGCCUGGAUGGAUCCCUGAUAACUUGAAUUACGGCCAUAUCGACUACUUGUUUUGGCUUUUGGCCAUUCUUAGCCUGAUAAACUUUGUGGUUUAUCUCUUUAUAGCAAACUGGUACAAGUACAAGAGGCCAACCGGGAACUGCAAAUAAGUGGUUGGAUGAAUGAAGUUUCUUUAGAAGGAUUGAUAGUAUUGGUAGUUCGCUUUCCGAGCUUCUUUCGAUAUGUGUGUAUAAAUUAGGAUUAUGGGGUAGUUAGCUGGGUGUGAAAUGCCACAGUUUUUUGGACUUACAGGAAGCUGUAUAGCAUAUACACACGCAAUAUGCAUAACAUAGUACACACAGAUAAAAAUACUCUC
Messenger RNA from Amborella trichopoda, 3108 nucleotides. NCBI's taxonomy places the organism in Eukaryota, Viridiplantae, Streptophyta, Magnoliopsida, Amborellales, Amborellaceae. The record is from RefSeq and is a predicted model, not a curated record.